CCGACCCACAGCCCCCUGCCAGCCCAGCCCGCCGGUGCCCCCUGCUAGCCCAGCCCAGGGCCCAUCCUGAGCUAUGGAUGCCAAAGAACCUGGCCCUUUUGUCCACGCUGUCCCGGGGGGAGUCGCCUGAGGGCACCCUGCCGUGUUGCUGGCGCUCCCGGGUCCCAGCGGGCGCCAGAAGUGUGACACCCAAAGGCGCCGGUCCCUCCCCCUCCUCUCUCGCCUUCACACCGCGCCCCGUGGCCUUUCCCCUCCGCCCGGCCUGGCCCAGAGACCACGUGAAGGCUGCCGGAGAUAUAAUAACCACAGCCCUGGCAUCACAGCCUUCGCUCCUUCGUCAUCACCUCUCCCUCGCUCUCGUCCUCACCGGAGAUCUCCCAGCUGCUGCUUCUCCCUGCCCCAGAGGGAUCUGGCGCCUAAAUGCAUCCUGGGACGCAGGUUUCCGAGCAAGCUGCCUCUGCUGAUGGGUUAGUUACAGCUGCUGGGCUAUAAAGGAUGCCUCACGUGUCUGCUGAAGAUGAUGUCGAUCCUUCGGGGGCUGGGAACAAUGAUAGCCGCCCCCAGCGCCUGCUGCAGAAUGGCCAGUGCCAGGCCCCCCUGACGCUCCUGGACAGGCUCCUGCUGACCCAGGGGCUCUGGCAGCUGCUCAGCCUGGGCCCGGAGCAAGCCACCGAGCUGCUGAGGAUGCAGCCGCCUGGGACGUUCCUGGUGACCGGCGCGGGGAGCGGGGAGCGCAAGGCGCUGUCGGUGCAGAGCAGCGGAGAGGGGCACGGAGCUGGAGCCGUCUGCCGUUUCCAGAUCAAGGAGGAUGACUCGGCUGUUUGCCUGGAAGGGUCCCAACUGCGCUUCCUGGGUCUACUGGAACUGGUCGCCUUCCUCUCUGUGAGCAGGGACGUGCUGCCCCUCCCGCUGCGGCUCCCGGCCACCUUGCAACGCCUCGGCAGGGCCGAGCUGGACGCCCGCGCAGCCCUGGGCAUGAGGUUCUGGAGUCCUCCCUUUAAGCCAUCGGCCACAGGCGAGGAGGAGGAGGAAGAGAACAUGGGGUCCAGCCCCGAGCCCCCCAGCCCCCUGGAGAGUAGCGGCCCGGCCUGCGCCAUCCGGGUGACGUCGGAGGACGGGGCGCUCUGCAUCAUCAACCCGCUCUUCCUGUCGGAGCACAGCAGUGAGGGCUGGCUUCCCGCCGGGGUACCCCCCCCGUUCCACCUGCCCGAGAGAGGGGGCACCAUCCGGCUGAGGAACGGGCAGGGACCCAGCCUGUCGGACAAGCCGCUGGCGCCCGCCAGCACUGAGACGGAUCAGCUGGGAGCCCCAGAGCCCGGGAAAGAGGGGGAGCCGGACAAAGGCGAUGAUGCCCCACCGGCCUCGGUGAAACGGAAGCUGCUGGUGCGCCGUCCGGCCUGGAACAUGUCUGAGGACUCGCCGUCCUCGCCGCCGGCCGAGAGGCAGGAGGGCCCGGCCUCCCCGCACCGGGUCUCUUGGAUCGAGGGGGCCUCGGACGCCCCCUGGGCGCUGAAGAAGUCCCACUCGGAGUCCUCGCUGCUGGGCCCCCGGGACAGCCUGCUCCUGCCGCCCAUCCCCGAGCUGGACUCGCUGUCGGUCAGCAGCGUGGAAGAGGAGGCCGACGCCCACCCGGCCACGCCCCGCAAGAAGCACCCGUCGGCGGCGCUGCCGGGGCGGGUCCUGCACCGGCUGUCGGCCGUGGGCAGCGCCCUGAGCAGCUUCCUCUCGGCUGAGCGCCGGCUGGCCAAGCGGGUCCAGGAGCUGACGCAGGAUCCGGCCUCCUACGUCGGGGGCCUGGUGCAGAACUUCGUGGGGCACGUGCUGCGGGGCGGGGCGGCCCGGCACCCCACCAGCACCGACCUGCUGCAGGAGAUCCGCCAGAUGAUCAGCAGCCUCAAGGGUUACCUGUGCUCCGUGGUGGAGGCGGCCCUGUACAAGUGCGUCCUGAAGCCGCUGCGGGACUGCGUCUACGGGCAGCUCCUGGACUUCCACAGCCGGGACGGGAGCCUGCAGAAGCUGCGCGAUCACCAGCUGACCAUGGGCCGCCAGAGCCUGGCGGAGCUGGGGGUGACGGCCAGCGUCCCCGACGCCCCGGCCCUCGAGCGCAUCCAGGCCAAGCUGCUCCAGAUGCACCAGGCCUACUCGCCCAAGAAGAAGGAGGCCCAGCUGCUCAAGGCCUGCAAGCUGAUCUACGAGGCCAUGAACCACGGCACCGGCGGCAAGGAGGUCUAUGGGGCGGACGACUUCCUGCCUGUGCUGACCUACGUCCUGGUGAAGUGCGACAUCGUGGCGGUGCAGCUGGACGUGGAGUACAUGAUGGAGCUGCUGGACCCCAGCCAGCUGCAGGGAGAAGGUGGCUACUACCUCACCACCUGGUUCGGGGCUCUUUACCACAUCAGCAACUUCCAGUCGGCCAUGGUAACCCGGCAGAUCAGCAUCGAAGCACAGGACUCCAUCCACCGGUGGCAGCGCCGGCGCACCAUCCACCACAACCAACACAGCCGGCGCCGCUCCCAGGACAUUCUGUACGUCUCCUUCCAAGAGCCCUUCACAAACCAGAAGGCCAUCCCCGUCCCUGCCCACAUGACAGCGGCCGCAGUGUGCGUGAUAUGCAGCAAGAAAUAUGGCGUCUCCAACCCGGAGGCCUAUGGUCUCUUCCUGGUGACGGACAGCACCUCCCGGCUCCUGGCGGGGGACAGUCGCCCCCAGCAGAUCCGCUCGGCGUCCCUCAAAUCCCACAGCGCCUCCAGCUGCUUCGUUUACAAGCUGAAGGGAGAGGAGCCGGAAGCCCCGUCGGAGGGCGACGGCCCAACCCCUGCUCAGGAACCAAUAUAAAGCCGGUGGAGAGACGGUGCAAUCAGAGGCUGCCUGGAUGGGAGCAUCCAGUCCGUGCAGUCAAAGUCCAGUGACCUCGGGACUGAGGCGGGACUCUCCCCAGAGCCUCCCGGGUCCUAAUAUGUCAGGACGCCUGGGUUAAAAACAAACUCAAACUUCCCAACGGUCGGCGCAAACAGGUGCUGGAGUGGCCAGCGGAAAGCGUGGAAGCCCCAUUGACUUAUAACUAGGAACGGCCGAAGCCCAGGGGAACUGACUGGGGAGGGGACAAUCCUACCGCGGAUGGGGCGUCCCCAUCUUUGCAGGGCACAGCUCGGGGGAGUAGGUGUCCCGAGCCGGGACGGCCUUUCCUUCUCUCGGAACUCUACGAGCCCUGGGGCCGUGUUGGUCGCGUCGGCUCCCAGCUGCAGCCCAGGGCGGGGGCGUGGAUGGCUCAGGCCGCUGCGGUCCGGAGUGCAGGAACCGUUCACCUCUAGCCGGCUGCCUGAGCGGGGGCAGGGUGGGCCUGUGCCGUAUGCGUUUGGGAGGCCGCCGCCCAGGGGGAAAGGGUGAAAAGAGCUGCCCCUCUGUGAGCAAACUCAGCCAGGAGGCAGGGGAAAAACAAAUCUAAUAUCCUCUCCAGGGCAGGGCUGGCAAACAUCGCCCAAGGGGCAGGGUGGGGGGAGAGGCAGCUUGCCCUGAAUCAUCCUCCAUCCCAGGGGCUGCACCAGACCCCCCCCCCCACACCCGCAAAGCCAGAUGAAUGUAACUAACCAGCCCUUUAGUUCCCCCCACAAUCUGAGGCUGUUCCAAUACCAUGCUGGGAGCUUUGCCACUUCUCUCUAGGGCUGGGAGCCCAGCUCGUGGGAAUCCCUGCUUAAAGGGGAAGUGACCUUAAACUCCUGAACCUUCUGGCUACGUCAGGGGCUAUAUAUUUAUAUGACCUUCCCCCCUGUCAGGGGAGGGCUAUAAAAAGGACUUUGGCCCGCUUGGUUACUCUUUCUUUAAAUAAAAAGAGAGAACCUCUGAAAACGCAAGGCCUGGCGGAGCGUGGGCGGGAGGGUUUGUGGUUGCUAUUCAGUGUAUUAUGGUACAUACGCAGGGUGAGGGACAGGGCUUAGGCCCAGCUGCUGGCAAUGCGAAUUAAAGCAUCCAAGUUCUUUUUGAGGCACUGGGCCUAAAUGGACAAAGGAGGGGAGGGGGAACUGAGGCACAAAAUGGGGGAGGGGCCAGCCAGGAAUAGAACCCAGGUGUUCUGCCUCAAUGAGUUUUUCUCUGGCUGAAAUGCAGCUGCCUCUGGGGUGG
Messenger RNA from Mauremys reevesii (Reeves's turtle), 4119 nucleotides. It is a transcript of the gene RINL, whose product is annotated as Ras and Rab interactor like. The transcript is spliced from 12 exons. Gene Ontology annotation, cellular component: cytosol; endocytic vesicle. The coding region runs from base 496 to 2835 and encodes 779 amino acids. Gene Ontology annotation, biological process: signal transduction; vesicle-mediated transport. NCBI's taxonomy places the organism in Eukaryota, Metazoa, Chordata, Testudines, Geoemydidae. The record is from RefSeq and is a predicted model, not a curated record. Gene Ontology annotation, molecular function: guanyl-nucleotide exchange factor activity; small GTPase binding.